Paramecium primaurelia is the source of this 387-nucleotide messenger RNA. NCBI's taxonomy places the organism in Eukaryota, Ciliophora, Oligohymenophorea, Peniculida, Parameciidae. The record is from the annotation of a GenBank genome assembly.
AUGGCUGGACCACUUUCAAUAGGUGCUACUGUUGCAAGAACAUUAUCAUUACUUUAUAAAAUUCAAAUAGUAGUAAACAUUAGUAAUGAUCCUGCUCCAGGAUAUAAUAUAGAACAAUUAGAUAAGAAAGGUAAAAAUUAUAUAAUUGAUACACCAUAUGUUGUGAAAGGAAUGGAUAUGAGUUUUAGUGGUUUAUUAACAUUUGUAGGAGAGGUCUUUAAUUCAUUUUUAUAAGCUCAUUUACCUGAAGUAGAAGGGAAUGAGAAACCUAAAAGUUAGAAUACAUAAUUAGAAAAAAAAGUUAAUCCAUUUGUCACUUAAAGAUUUAGAACUGAUGAAAUUAUUAAGGAUGGAGAAAUGAUUGAUAUAUAUAUUUAAUAAAAAUGA